CGACCUGGGCUAACAAGCCCUCAAAGCAUAUCAAUGCGAUAACGUACUAUCAGUAAACCCGUAUACCUGACAAUGCUCUAGCUUCAAGUCUUGCGCAUGGCUGAACUGAGCCUUCACCGCAGCACCGCGCAGAUAGAAGCCCGCGCAGAUGGCGCAACAAUCCAACGAACAGCUCGCUCGCUCCCUAAUAGACCCCAACAAGCGGGAGGUGCUCUGGCCCGUCGUCUUCGCGGGAGUGAAGAACGUGGUCCGGGCAAACAACCUAAACAAUGACACGCUAACGUGUAUCAAAGGAUGGCUCAAGGCAACGGACAGCCAACUGCUCAUUCCGCUGCUCGGCUUGACGGUGCUGCACACCAUGUCGCUCAACAGCAGUGUCAUUGUGCGGAACCAGAUGGCGGCCCCAAAGCUAUUUCAUCGGCUUGAGAAGCAGCUGGCGAAGCCGCAGGGCCCACAGGUUGCCUCAGCCCUCAUCCAGGUGCUGGUCGACUGGGCGCACCUUUUCGGGCACGAGGAGCUGGGCGCGCGCAGCCGGGCGGUGCUGCAGAGCCCUCGCUACUCGGCCAUGGCCUCCAGCUGCAGCCCCUCGCCCGCGGUGCUGUGCAUGGGCGAGGAGAUGCGGCUGGGCAUUCCGCCCGUGGCGCCCAUACGGGGGGAGGACUUCAUCCGCUGGCUGUACCGCGGAGCGAGCCUGGACGGCGCCUGCGGCACCGCCGCAUUGGGUCUGGCGGGCGUGGCUCCGGGCCUGCCGCCACAGCAGCUGGCGGCGGCGAUGGGGCUGCCAGGCGGCGCGCCGCCGCCCAUUGCGUCGUACGCGGUCCAGCCGCUGUGUGCGCGCAUGUCCGCGGACGCCGCCCGCCUUAUGGCCUGUGUGGCGGCGUGUCGGGCGGCGGCGCGCUCCACGCCGCCGCGGCCGGCGGGCGAGCUGUCGGCGGCGCUGGAUGCGGGGUACCGCGAGGCGGAGCGGUGCAGCCAGUGGCGGCGGCGGGUGCAGGACUUCACUCAGCGCUCUGACGACCCUGCCGCCAUGGCGGGGGUGCUGUCGGCCACUGACAUCAUCAAUGGCGCGCUGCAGGCCUGGCAACACUUCACAAGCCUGGAGGUGUACCAUUCCAUGCGGAUAGUGGUGCCGCCCAUGCCGCCCGAACCCGUGGGUUCGUCCUCAGCAGCCUCCGCCGCCGCCGCGGGCCCCCGGCGGCCUCCUGGUGUGGGGCCGUCCAUCGACGACUUGCUCGGCAUGGGCAGCGGCGGCGUCGGGGCGGCGGCGGCGGCGCGGCCCGUGGCGGCGGCGGCUGCGGCGGCGGCGCCAGCAGUGGCCUCGCCUUUCGAUCCGUUUGGUGUGGGGCCGGUAGCGCAGCCUGCCAGCGGCAGCAGCAGCUCUGCCGGGUUCGCAAGCAACCCUUUCGCGGCGGCAUCAGCAUCACUGGGCAGCGGCGGCGCGGCGGGCGGGGCGGCGGCGGCGGCAACGGGACUAGGCGCCGGCGCGGGCGCGCCGGUUGCAGGAGUGGCGGCAGUAGCAGGGACGGCCGCGAUGGUGGCGGCAAUGGGAUCGGCCGCAGUGCGCACGCCCAGCACGCACCGGGCGAACCCCAGCUUGGCGGAUUGGGACCCGUUCGGAGAGCCCGCGUUCCCACAGGCUGCCGCUUCCGGCGGCGCCGCCACCGCCGCCGCUGCCACGGCCGCCGCCGCGGCGCACGUGCCGCAUCUACAGCCGCACCCAUUCACGGCAACAGCCGCCUCGAAUCUAGGGCCAGCAGCCGGGGCGGCGGCGCAGCCGCCGGCCUCGCUGACGCUGCCGGCGGCGGCAUCUGGGGCCGGGUCCUCCUUCUCCCGCCACAGCGCCGCCAGCGCCAGCUGGGCUCUGUUUGGAGACGACGUCGCAACGCCCACGCCGGAAUCCGGAGCCGGCGGCGGCGGCGGCGGCGGCGCCACCCGCCCGGGGUCGCUUAGUAACGCCGCCGCCGCCGUCGCCGCCGUCUCGAGCAUGCCGUACAGUCCUGCGGUGUCGUACGUGUCGCACACGUCGGCGUCGCACGCCAGCGGCGUGCUGCCGUCGCCGGCUGCGUCCGUGGCGUCGGUGACGUCGACUCCCACGGGGGGUCACGGCGGCGGCGGCGGCGGCGGUGCCUUCUCGGCAGCGGCGCUCGGGGCGGCAGGGGCUGCGGGUGCAGGCAGUGGUGGCGGCGUCGGCAGCGGCGGGUAUUCGCCGCCGCCACAGAUGGCGGGCCUUGGUGACGGGCCUGCAGCAGGGAGUGCAGCGGCAGCGACGUCAACGUCGACGUCGAUGCUAGCGGCGACAGCGGCAGCUGGGCAGCUGCCACGUGCCGCCGCAGCCGCCGCCGCCGCCACGCCGCAGCCGCCCAGCACGGCGCCGCCAGCCAGCGGCGCGCGGCCGCAGGCCGGCGGAGCGCCCGCUGCCAGUUCUGCAGCCGCAGCGGCGGCGGGUGUUGGUGCGGGUGCGGGUCCGGGUGCGGGUGCGGGUGCGAGCACAGCAUCGGGACAGCCGCUGGGCGCAUCGGCGUCGGUGCCGGCGCACGCCAACGGCCACCACGCAGCAGGCGCGACGGCGGCGGGGGCGGAGGCAGCAGCAGGCGGGGCCGCGGCGUUGGCCCGCAGCGCCACCAGUCCCCUGCACACCACCUCUACGGGGUCAGCGGCAACACCCGCGGCACCGGCGGCAGCACCUGCCGCCACCUCCACCUCUAGGCCUGCUGCUGCUGCGGGUGCGGGUGCGGGUGCCGCGGGUGCUGGUGCGUUGGACUGGCGGCCGGAGUUUGAGCGGCUGGCGGCGGACCUGCGAGCGCUGGCAGGGCCGGCAGCAGCAGCGGGCAGCGCCGGGCAGCAGCAGGCGACUAAGCAGGAUACAAGAGCGGAGGGAGGCGGCGAAGGUGCAGGGCGGGGCGGGGGCGGGGGUGGGGGCGGCGGGGGCUUGCAGCUGCCGGCGGUGUUGGCGCGUGUGCAGGCGUUGUGCGAGGCGCUGGCGGCCGCACAUGCGCAGCAGCUGGCGGCGGUGCAGUCGGCGCACGUGAGCGAGGUGCGGGAGGUCAAGUGCGCCGCGAUUGCGAGGCUGCGCGAGCUUUCCCAGCAGUCGCAGCAGCACCCGCCACAACAGGUGCCGCAGGUGCCGCAGCAGGUAUCGCACGCGGCGGGUGGCAAUGGAGCGGGCGGGAUGCAGGCAGCUGCAGCUGGUGGAGGCGGCGGUAAUGGAGGCGGUAAUGGUGGCGGUGGUGGUGGAGGCGGCGGAGGCGCCGGCGGGCCGACCAUUGUGGGGCCGCUGACGCAGGGCCUGUCGCACAACCAGCAAUUCCUGGCGCAGCACCUGCAGCAGCAGCAGCAGCAACUCGCGGGUGUGGGGCAGGGGGCGGGAGCUGCGGCAGCAGGUGCAGGAGCGGUUGGCGCAGGGUGGCAGCAGGACGCGGCGGCGGGCAGGGGCGCGGCGAACGGGGGCCUGCCGCAGCAGGCGGGCGGCGGUGGGGCGGGCACAGCAGCGGGCGCGGCGGUGCGCGCGGCGGGGAUAACCAACUUCUCGUUGAUCUGAUGUGGCUGCCUGUGAGUUACUGAUGUCGGCUGGGCUCCUGCAGAUUGUAGAGCUGCGCUGCUGAUGGGGCUGCUGUUGAGCGCAGGGUAGAUGUCCAUUCUGGUGCAUGUAAACUUAGGACGCGGACCGAAUACGCCGACCGGAUGCUGCCACUGGGCAUACACACGCACAUACCGUACACACAGGCAGUGCUGGGUGGGCAGCUGUCGUACGUGGGCAAUGUGGGCCCAACGCACGUGCUGGCCCCGGAGGUGCACAGCUUGUGUGUGUGUGUGAUGCCGCUACCGCCGUGCCUUGCGUUUGGCCCGGGGUGGGGGGGGGUUGUAAAUACCAGCCCAA
Messenger RNA from Chlamydomonas reinhardtii, 3877 nucleotides. RefSeq lists its product as uncharacterized. The record is from RefSeq and is a predicted model, not a curated record. The coding region runs from base 149 to 3538 and encodes 1129 amino acids. The transcript has 7 exons. NCBI's taxonomy places the organism in Eukaryota, Viridiplantae, Chlorophyta, Chlorophyceae, Chlamydomonadales, Chlamydomonadaceae.